AUGAAUAUCGAGCGCCUGUGCGACAUUGCCGUCAAAGCAAUCCGACAUACACUGCGAUACCAUGUCGGUGCAGAAGCACUCGAUGACGAUGUCCAAGCCUUGAUUAGACAAGAGAUCCACGAGCUCUACCCCCUCCGCGCCGUAGCACAGGAUACCAGCGUCGCAGACUUGGAGAUUGCUUGCGACGCCGCAGUCACCGUCGCCGAGGCCUACAACAAGGCUGUUCCAGGCAUCAACCUGCGAUGGUUCUACAUCUGCGUUCAAAGCCUCCUCCUCCCCGACCUCCUGCCUGCCGCGUUGCUUGAUGGAAAGGUCGACCGACUUUCACGCAAAUCCCAACAGCCACUCCCAAAUAUUUCUAGGUCUACAUCAGAGAGCAAGAGUUCCCCACUGGCAUUUUCGUCAACUCUGGGCCCCAACACGGCCCAUUCCUCUCCCCAGCAAUCAACGCCGCUGAGCAGCGCCACCACGGCCGUCCCCGCCAAGGCCGCGAAGGCUAAAUGGGAGCACGACGAAAUACAACGCAUGUUGGAGCUCAAGGCCUCCGGGCUGCGCCACCGUGACGUCGCCACGAGACUCGGUAGAGGCCAGAGCUCGGUCGAGAACAAGUACGGAAGGGUCAUGCAUGAGAAUGAGUGGAGGGACUAUUCGACUUCGUUCGAGGCGAGCCUCCGGCCAGAGGAAAAAGACACGGAGGACGGGGGGAGCGAGGGUCCCUCGCCUUGA
Messenger RNA from Diaporthe citri, 726 nucleotides. RefSeq lists its product as uncharacterized. The coding region runs from base 1 to 726 and encodes 241 amino acids. NCBI's taxonomy places the organism in Eukaryota, Fungi, Ascomycota, Sordariomycetes, Diaporthales, Diaporthaceae. The record is from RefSeq and is a predicted model, not a curated record. The transcript is spliced from 5 exons.